Molecule: messenger RNA, 688 nt
Organism: Camelus dromedarius (Arabian camel)
Lineage: Eukaryota; Metazoa; Chordata; Mammalia; Artiodactyla; Camelidae
Product: GTP-binding nuclear protein Ran-like
Exons: 1
Coding region: 302-688 (128 amino acids)
Biological process (GO): ribosomal subunit export from nucleus; protein import into nucleus
Cellular component (GO): nucleus; cytoplasm
Molecular function (GO): GTP binding; GTPase activity
Source: RefSeq, a predicted model, not a curated record
CGACGGGCACGGAGACGCUUCUGGAAGUAACAUCAUGACGGCUGCCCAAGGAGAACCUCAAGUUCAGUUCAAACUUGUAUUGGUGGGAGAUGGUGGUACUGGAAAAACUACAUUCGUGAAACGUCACCUGACUGGUGAAUUUGAGAAGAAGUAUGUAGAUACCUUGGGUGUUGAGGUCCAUCCCCUUGUGUUGCAUACCAACAGAGGGCCUAUUAAGUUCAACGUAUGAGACACAGCUGGUCAGGAGAAAUUUGGUGGACUGAGAGAUGGCUAUUAUAUCCAAGCUCAGUGUGCCAUUAUAAUGUUUGAUGUAACAUCAAGAGUUACUUACAAGAAUGUGCCGAACUGGCAUAGAGACCUGGUGCGAGUGUGUGAAAACAUCCCCAUUGUGUUGUGUGGCAACAAAGUGGAUAUUAAGGACAGAAAAGUUAAGGCAAAAUCAAUUGUCUUUCACGGAAAGAAGAAUCUUCAGUACCAUGACAUUUCUGCCAAAAGUAACUACAACUUUGAAAAGCCCUUCCUCUGGCUUGCUAGAAAACUGAUCGGAGACCCGAACUUGGAGUUCGUCGCCAUGCCUGCUCUGGCCCUGCCGGAGGUGGUCAUGGACCCAGCCCUGGCUGCGCAGUAUGAGCACGAUCUAGAGGUUGAGCAGACAACUGCUAUCUUGGAUGAAGAUGAUGACCUGUGA